GGCGCAUAGGCCCUGGUCUUCAGCCUUGUGUCUGGCCUCUAUCUCCUUUCAACCGCUCCCACUUUUGCCUCCCCAACUAACUAUUCUACUUCCCCAUCUCCCUGCUGCUUCAUGCACCCCGCACACCUCUUCUGUACCUACCUAAGCUACGGAGUAUAUUUUUGUCUUAACAAUUAGAAAGAAGUCAACUUGGAUGCUUUGGUCCACCAUAGUUACUAGGCAUUAAUAGUUGAUAAGAGACCCUUUCAACACCUGUUCCCCUCACUGAUUGUGUUCACUGUUCUGCGCAGCGCAAUCCUCUAUUUUUUCCCGUCGCCUGCAAAACCCCAGUUGCACAAUUCAUUAAUGGAUUCAAGGCUUAUCCAAAAUCUCUACCUAUCUCCUUCGUCAAAUUUCUCUAGAAGGCCCUGAGGGUAGUUCAACAAUGGGAUCUCACAAUGGUGGUAGAAGCUUUUUUCGCCGGCUUCAAAAAUUCAAGCCAGACUACUCUGCUAGCACUUUUACGCACUACGAGUCUGAAAGGACUGGAAUGAGAGCCGUGGUUAUAGAUCAAAAGGGACCCAAAGUCUAUGGAUACUUUGUGCUUGCAACGGAGAUUCAUGAUGAUUCCGGCUCACCCCACACCCUAGAGCAUUUGUGCUUCAUGGGCUCAAGAAAUUUCCGAUACAAGGGCUUCCUUGAUAAGCUGGCUACCAGACUCUAUUCUGACACAAACGCGUGGACUGCCACCGACCAUACGGCCUACACCCUCGAUACUGCAGGAUGGGAAGGUUUCUCCUUGAUCUUGCCAAUAUACCUAGAACAUAUCAUCGCGCCCACACUCACCGAUGCUGGAUGUUAUACCGAGGUAUAUCAUAUUGACGGUACUGGCCACGAUGCAGGCGUGGUAUACUCUGAAAUGCAAGGCGUGCAAAAUCGCUGUUCUGAAUUGAUAGAUUUACGAUGUCGUAGACUGCUGUACCCAGAAGGCGUAGGCUUUCGCUAUGAAACUGGUGGAAUGAUGGAGCAGCUCCGAGUUCUCACAGCAGAACGCAUUCGUGCUUUCCACAAGGAAAUGUAUCAGCCGAAAAACCUGUGCCUGAUCAUUGUCGGAGAAGUGGACCAUACCGAUCUUCUCUCUGUCCUGGAUAAGUUCGAAGAUACGAUUUUGGACGUUAUUCCUAGCCCUAACGCUCCCUUCCAGCGCCCAUGGGUAGAAUCUACUCCAACACCGCCCCUUCAAGCGUCUGUCAUCGACACCGUCGAAUUUCCAGAGGAGGAUGAGUCCUUUGGUGAAAUCGAGAUCCGAUUUCUGGGGCCAGAUUGCAAUGACCGUGUGCAGAGUGCCGCACUUAAUGUCGCAUUAUUGUAUCUUGCCGGGUCAUCAGCUGCGCUCCUAGAAAAUGUGCUAGUCGAAAAAGAGCAUGUUGCUACGGCGGUUUACUAUAUGACAGAUGAGAGACCUCGGACAGAAAUCCGCUUUACCCUAACUAGCGUUGCGACUGAAAGUUUGCAUGAUGUGGAGCGCCGAUUUUUUGAAGUCCUUAGAGGAGCUAUGCAAGAGCAAAUUGACAUGAAAUACAUGCGCGAGUGUAUCCAAAGGCACAGGCGUAACUGGAAAUUUGCGACGGAGAACUCGGCAUCCUCGUUUGCAGACUAUGUCGUAAAUAGUUUCCUAUUUGGCGACAAAAACGGAUCCAGACUUCUCGACGUCGCAACCCUGCAAGAAUACGAAGAGUUGGAGUCGUGGCAUGACAAUCAAUGGCGAGGAUUCAUUAAGCAGUACAUGGCGGACGCUCCCCAUAUUUCAGUGCUUGGUGUUCCCUCCGCGAAGCUUGCCGCCAAAUUGAAAGCUGAUGAAGAGGCGAGAAUUGAAGAGCGAAAGCGAAAGCUCGGAGAGAAAGGAUUGAAAGAACUGGCUGAUAAACUAUCAAAGGCAAAGGCUGAAAACGAUAAGCCAAUACCCCGUGAAAUCCUGGCUAAAAUUCAGGUCCCGGAUACGGAUUCAAUCCAUUUUGUCCAUACAACAACGGCUAAAUCAGGCCAUGCGUUGAAAGGAGGGCGACCUAACAACAAAAUCCAGCAGUUGAUAGACUUGGACGGUAUGGAUUCGCCGAUGUUCAUCCAUUUCGAGGAUAUAAAUAGCAAUUUUGUCCAGUUCUCCUUGGUGAUUUCCACUCAAGGCGUGCCCGUAGAGCUCCUCCCCUUGCUGUCGGUCUACACCGAAACUUUCUUCAGCCUUCCAAUUGACAGAAAUGGUGAGCGUGUCUCGUUUGAGCAGGUGAUAGUUGACCUCGAAAGAGAUACCGUCGGAUAUACCAUGGACGGCAGCCCUGGAAAUUCUGAGAUGCUGGCAAUAACAUUUCAGAUUGAGUUGGAGAAAUAUGAGACUGCUAUCUCAUAUCUGAAGGAGCUAACAUGGAAUUCGAUUUUUGAUCCCGAACGUCUCAUUGCUGUUACGACUAGAUUAUUCUCGGAUGUUCCAGAUGCAAAGCGAAGUGGAAGUGGCAUGGUCGGCGGCGUUCGUUAUAUGGUCCAAUACGCUCCAGAGUCUAUUGUUCGGGCGAGGUCAACAUUGGUGAGAGCUAAGUACUUGAAGCGCAUCAGCAAACUUCUUGCAAAGGAUCCAGAGAGCGUUGUGCAGCGGAUGGAAUUGAUCAGGAAAGCCCUAUUCCAGCCCGAAAAUCUGCGAAUCCUUGUCAUUGGUGAUCUGGAAAGACUCCCAAAUCCGGUUUCAUCUUGGAAACCAUACAUUGAAGGUCUUGAUAUGUCAAAGCCGCUGCUGCCUCUCGUUAAACAAAGUGAACGGCUUAGCGACGCUGGAAAAGCACCUGGACAACUUACAUACAUAGUACCGAUGCCAACUAUCGAUACAUCUCACGUGAAUGCAAGUGCCAAAGGGUUGAAUUGCUACGAUCACCCUAAACUGCCGGCACUUAUGGUCGCUAUUGCUUACAUGAAUGCGGUGGAGGGCCCCUUAUGGGUGGCCGUGCGAGGCACUGGUCUAGCCUACGGGGCGAGCUUUAGGCAUAAUGUUGAAACUGGCCUUAUCCACUUCAACAUUUAUCGCUCACCCAACGGUUUCAAGGCAUUUGAGGCAGCAAAGAAAAUCGUGGAUGAUCAUUUAUCUGGAGUCGCAGCGUUGGAUCCCAUGAUGUCACUUGAAGGUGCCAUCAGCACCAUUGUGGCCGGCUUCGCGAACGAGCAAGCCACAUAUAUUCUUUCAGCACAGGAGAGCUACAUCCGACAGGUAAUUCGGAACCUUCCUCCAGAUUAUAAGGAAGCUCUUUUGAAGAAAGUACGGGCUGUCACCAUUGACCAACUGAAGGAAUCACUCCGAGAGAUGGUCUUCCCAGUUUUUACCCCUGGUAGCUCAGAUAUUGUGGUAACAUGUGCUCCUGUACUUGAAGAGAGAAUUAAAACCGGAUUUGAAUCUCUAGGGUUUAAACCGGAAGUGCAGCCUCUAAAAUAUUUCGAAGAUGACUAUGGACUACAGCUGGACGACGAUGAAGAGGACGAGGACGAGGACGAGGACGAUGAGGAUGGUGGUUUAGACAGUGACACUGGAAGUGAAGAAGACGAGGAAUAGGCGCAUCGAGACUAUGGAUGACGUGAAGAUAGAAGGAACAAAUGCAUAAAUUAGUUAGCUAGCAAACAAAUCACGAGAAGAAAGCCAGCGAUGUGGUGUGCAUA
Messenger RNA from Coccidioides posadasii C735 delta SOWgp, 3672 nucleotides. RefSeq lists its product as uncharacterized. Gene Ontology annotation, molecular function: metal ion binding. Lineage: Eukaryota; Fungi; Ascomycota; Eurotiomycetes; Onygenales; Onygenaceae. Gene Ontology annotation, biological process: proteolysis. The record is from RefSeq and is a predicted model, not a curated record.